This is a messenger RNA of Trichosurus vulpecula (common brushtail), 1293 nucleotides long. RefSeq names its product WT1 transcription factor (gene WT1). The record is from RefSeq and is a predicted model, not a curated record. Gene Ontology annotation, cellular component: nucleus. Gene Ontology annotation, molecular function: DNA-binding transcription factor activity, RNA polymerase II-specific; RNA polymerase II cis-regulatory region sequence-specific DNA binding. Gene Ontology annotation, biological process: regulation of transcription by RNA polymerase II. The transcript is spliced from 9 exons. Bases 1 to 1290 code for a protein of 429 amino acids. NCBI's taxonomy places the organism in Eukaryota, Metazoa, Chordata, Mammalia, Diprotodontia, Phalangeridae.
AUGGGCUCCGACGUGCGGGAUCUGAAUGCCCUGCUGCCCGCUGUACCCUCGUUGGGCGGCGGCGGCGGCUGCGCCCUGCCCGUGAGUGGCGCAGCGCAGUGGGCCCCAGUGCUGGACUUUGCGCCCCCGGGCGCCUCUGCCUACGGCUCCUUGAGCGCCCCCGCGCCCCCGCCUGCCCCGCCGCCGCCGCCGCCUCACUCCUUCAUCAAGCAGGAGCCGAGCUGGGGCGGCGCAGAGCCCCACGAGGAGCAGUGCCUGAGCGCCUUCACAGUCCACUUCUCUGGCCAGUUCACCGGUACAGCUGGAGCCUGUCGCUAUGGCCCCUUCGGUCCACCCCCGCCCAGCCAACCGCCCUCGGGCCAGGCCAGGAUGUUUCCCAACGCUCCCUACCUGCCCAGCUGCCUAGAGAGCCAGCCUACCAUCCGUAACCAGGGAUACAGCACUGUCACUUUUGACGGAACACCCAGCUAUGGACACACGCCCUCACACCAUGCAGCACAGUUUCCCAAUCACUCCUUCAAACAUGAGGACCCCAUGGGUCAGCAAGGCUCUUUAGGUGAGCAGCAAUACUCCGUGCCUCCCCCGGUCUAUGGAUGCCACACACCCACCGACAGCUGCACUGGCAGCCAGGCCCUGCUACUCCGAACUCCCUAUAACAGUGACAAUCUGUACCAAAUGACCUCGCAGCUAGAAUGCAUGACCUGGAACCAGAUGAACCUAGGGGCCACACUGAAGGGCCAUACCACAGGAUAUGAAAAUGAUAACCACACCACCCCGAUCCUCUGUGGAGCCCAAUAUAGAAUACAUACUCAUGGCGUCUUUAGAGGAAUACAAGAUGUUCGGCGAGUGCCCGGGGUGGCCCCUACUAUUGUGAGGUCGGCAACGGAGACCAAUGAGAAACGCCCAUUCAUGUGUGCGUAUCCAGGCUGCAACAAGAGAUACUUUAAGCUGUCCCACUUACAGAUGCACAGCAGAAAGCAUACUGGUGAGAAACCCUACCAGUGUGACUUCAAGGACUGUGAACGGCGAUUCUCUCGGUCGGACCAACUCAAAAGACACCAAAGGAGACACACAGGUGUGAAACCAUUCCAGUGUAAAACCUGUCAGAGAAAGUUCUCCCGGUCUGACCACCUGAAGACUCACACCAGGACUCAUACAGGUAAAACAAGUGAAAAGCCCUUCAGCUGCCGGUGGCCCAGUUGUCAGAAAAAAUUUGCCCGCUCAGAUGAGUUAGUGCGUCACCACAACAUGCACCAAAGGAACAUGACGAAGCUCCAGCUGACACUUUAAAGG